AGACAAGAAGCAGCAGGAGCGAAUAUAACCCAGCAAGCGGCGACUAGAACUCGGUUUAAAAAUCCAACGUUGCCAGAUAUCGAGUUUCAGAACCGCGAGCACCCACGAGGAGAUUCGAGAGAGUGUCUGCCAGUCAAUUUUAGCCACGGGAACGUUGUGGGUUGGAAAUUGUACGUCGACGGUUAAGACCAAAAGUACCGCGGGUUUGCCUCAUGUAAGGUUUUAUUUAAUAAAAUAGUUUAUUUUAUUAAUCGAUAAAUUGGAUGAGAAGAAAGUUUAUUGGAAAAUAAUAUACGGCAACAAUGAAGAGACAAAAUAUUUGUCUAUGGUAACAAAUUAUAACCGAUUAAACAAAGUUUAUAAAUAUAAAUAAGAAAUAUGAGAGUUGCGUGGGUGUACAAUGGUAUUGGCACAUUCUCUAUAAAAGAGUUUAGAUAUCUAGCCAACGGUUAAUAAUUGUUGUUAAUUUUUUCUUAUCAUUAUUAUUAUUAUUAUUAUUAAUAUUAUUAUUGUUGUUGAUGUUAUUUGUAAUUAUUAUUUAUAUUAGUGCGUUGGAGCACAAAUUAAUUGGCUCAUAAUUGUAAAAAUAUAACUGACAGAUUGUAAUAACGCGAAUAUUGAAAGAGGGAGAAAGAAAGAAGACUGAGAACAUCGGCAACAAAUAAAUUUCAAGCCUGUAUUUAAUAAAUACGCAAAUAGAUAAAUUAAUAAAUCGAUUAUUAUUAUAAUUAUUGUUUGUUGGUUAUGAAAAAUAAUCGGACUGUAUGAUAACGAGCGGAGUGAGAAGGAAAUGGGAGGUGGUAGUGGGACGUGCUCAAAAAAUCUACAUUGUCUUAAUAACAUAAGGAAUGAGAGUUUCAGCUGGGAAUAUUUAUCAAUGUCUGCUGGCAUACUUGCUGGUGACAGUGAAAAUAGUAUCAUCAGAUCUAGAUCUCUACCAAGAUCUAGAUCCUUUAAGAGAAAAAAUUACUGUCCAUCCGAUAGCGAACUUCGAGUGUCCUGCUGGCUGCCAAUGCACGAAUUUGAGUUUUCAAUGCAAAGGCCAGAUUUUGAGAGACUUAGAACUGCCCAAAGAGGCUAUAGAAGUAAAGUUGGAAGAUGUGAGGACCAGCACUGGGACGCUGAAGAUUCACAUGCUCGAGUAUUUGACGCAGUUGAGAAAACUCACGUGGACUUCAAGCGGAUUGGAACAUCUAGAGAAUGGAGUAUUUGUCGCAACACAGCGCCUUCAGUACCUCGACUUAGGUGACAACCGUCUCACGGCAUUGGAUCCUGAUAUUUUAGCUCCACUUGAAAACUUGAGGUACCUCAAUUUGUCAAGAAAUUUAAUAAAAAGUUUACCCGCUUUUAAAAAUCUUUAUUCACUCGAGACACUCUUGGUAUCUCAUAAUCGUCUUGAAGUACCGCCAUUUAAAGCAUUUGCUUCAUCUAGUUAUCUCAAUCAUCUUGAUCUAUCAAACAAUCAUCUUGUUCUACUCCAAGAAUUUACGUUUCAACCUAACCGGGAACUGACGUUCCUCAAACUAUCAAACAAUCGUCUGAUAAAUUUACCCAGCCGAGUGUUCUCAGGUCUCAGUAAAUUGCGGCAUCUUGAAAUAUCAAACAUAAGUAUAAACCAACUACCACGUGGUCUGUUUACUGAACUAAGGGCUCUUGAGUAUUUAAAUAUUUCAAUAAAUCCAAUAUUUAAUUUUACUGAUUACACCUUCCAAGGACUUGUAAAUUUAAUUCAAUUGGAUAUUAGCGAGACUUUGAUAUCCCAAUUACCUCAAGGUCUUUGGCAACGUGUACCAAAUUUAAAAUCCCUAAUUAUGGACAAAACAAAAAUUGAAGUACUGAAAGCUGACGAUUUUUUAGGUCUAUAUAAUCUUGAAAAUUUGACAAUUACCAGCAGUCCGUUACGUGAAAUAAAUUCAAAGGCAUUGGAUCAUUUGUCGCAUCUACGUAACGUUGACCUACGCAAUAACUUUCUUUACUUUUUACCAGCAAGUCUGGCGCAUCUCGCACAUCUUUCAAAUCUUCAUCUCCAAGGCAACCCUUGGGCGUGUGACUGCCGGAUGUUUUGGUUUGUAAAGUGGGCACACAAUAAUAUUCAUCCAAUGGCAUUUGCCCAGGGGCUUAAAUGUGAUUACAAUGAUACAGUUAAUCCAAUCGAAGCAGUAGAUUACUUACAAUGCAAACCACCAGUUCUUAUUCACAAGAGUCCGGAGAAUAAUUUGCACCAAAUAAAUAAGUCAGUAUUGCUUGAGUGCGAAUUUAAUGGGAAUCCAGCUCCGUCAUUAACUUGGGUAACUCCAACACUUGAAAUCUUCCACUGGAAUCCCGAUUCGACUUUUCCAGAUUCAUUUCAUAAUCAUCCAAAAGAUCAUACACGAGACAAUUUAAUAAGUCUUAGCAAUAAUGGUAGGGUUCGUUUGGUCGAAAAUGGCUCGCUGCUGAUAACAAACUUGCUAAGGCAGGACGUCGGUCUCUAUAAGUGUUUUGCUGCCAAUCCAAUAGACAAUGCCACAACCUGGAUCCACUUAAAAAUGGAUCCCGUUGUUUAUCUCCACAUUAAAAUGUUUAGUAUCGCCGUUGGAGCUGCUAGCGCAAUUUUGUUUCUGUUACUUACUCUCUUCGUCCAGUUCAUAAAAUAUCUUCUGAAUCGGUGUGGCUGCUGCAGAUGGUGUACUUGCUGCAGACGUGGUACUACACCACGUGCUAAACAAAUAUACCAAAUGCUGGACAACAUUGAACAGUACAAGAGCCAGCAGCUUGAACGUCUGCGAGAAAAUUACACUCAGCAGGUGCACAGAAUCAAAGACAAUUGUGCUCAGCAAGUUGAGUGGAUAAGAGACAGCUACGAAGGGCAAAUGAGGCACAUCAGGGAUAUUAGAGAUUAUGGAACUAAUCAUCUUACAACGCUCAGGGAUCAAUACUAUGAACAGGUGAAACGCGUACGCGACUACUCUACAGGACAAUUAAACUGGGUACGAGAGAACUACGUCUUCCAACGAAACAAGAUACGCAAAUUUAGUGCACAUCAAGUUUUACGAUUUCGCGAGGGUUACAAGUACCAGCAGCAGACACUGAAUAAAGUAUUAGAAAAUUUGCCAAACUUGUACUUUGAGAAUUGCCGAAGUGGAUCGUGCAGCAAGAACGACGCUGCAGGGUUCGAUUCACGGGAGUUGAGUUCCUCAAUGCCGGAUAUCGAGACAUAUUUCAAAGUUAAGAUAAACGAGCUGGCGAAUUACAACAGCGCAAGUAUGGACGACAUCAACAGCGAAUACUACACACCCACGGAAUUCUCAUCAGCGAGCCCUCAGACGCAAAAUUUCAUCGACACAAUUCACAUUAAUUACAUUGAAGAUGGUCCACCUCCUCUACCACCGAUACUGUCCUGUUUCCGAGCUGAAAGCGCAGUUCUGCAUUCAAUUCAAGAGGACAACAACGACCCGGUAAUUAUUAAAAAUAAUAAAGAUAAAAAGCAAACUCAAGUUAGUAAGCCGAUAAACAGGGGCACGAGUGUUGAACUAUUGGGUCGUAAACAACAUCCACAAGCACCAGAGAGUCUUGGUCUUCUUGCUCCCAGCACUAGUAUGCCUGAAUUACCUCACGAGACUAGGCUCUAACUGGCCUAAUUGUGAUAAUUUUUAAAAAAUUAAUUAAAUAAAUAAAUGAUUUUUAAAUUUAAUUAUUUUUUUUGUGAUGCCGGUGCAAGUCAUGUUUUUUUGGAUUUAUUUAAAAUCGUUCUUCGUGCUCUCGAAAUCAUGUGCCUUUCACUAAUGCUUCGUAUCGGUCAAGGUGAAAGUUAUCGGUGGCUUUUACAUUAUUAUUUAUUACAACAAUAAUAAUGAAAAAAUAAAUAAAUAAAUAAAAGCAUUACUCGAAAAACUCGAGCUUUUUGUUUGUUAACAACACGCUGGUGCUUGCACAUGACACCGUACCUGACACGUUGUAAUCACGAGUGAUAAAAAUUUUAAAAAAAUAAUCAUGUGUUUUUAAAAGAGACGUGAAGAUAAAAUAACAACAACAACAAUCAACAACAAGAGAGUCUACAGGUAUUGGAAAAAAAAGAAAUAUUAAAAUAUUUGUAGAAGAAAUGAAAUUGUGCUGUGUUUUAAAUAACAACAACAAUAACAAUAAUAAUAACAACGAUCACUGAUUACUGUUCUAAGUGACCUGCGUUACCGGCUUCUAUCUUUAUUAUAAACAAUCCAAUAAAAUAUUAAUAGUAAUUAAGGGAAUAUAUAUAUCAUUUGAAAAUGCCUAGGUGUCAAUUGAAAAUAACAACAAAAAUAUAAAUAAUAAUAAUAAGUUAGUGUUAUUAUUAUUUUUUUUAAAGCGGGCUCUUUUCUAAAAUUUAUAAAAUAAUUAAAAUACAUUUAUUUUUCAUUUUUUUUGUCUCAUCACGAUCCGAGCCAAUUAUUUAAUUCAGGCGGACGUCAUUUGUGUUCGCGUACUAUACAGUAAGACACCUUAUUUUCAUCUGCUCAUCUGUUACUCUUGUAGAUUUUAAGUCGUUAAAGGGAAGACGUUUUUUUUUUUUUUUGACAUUUUUCAUGUAACGGUUAAUCGCAAUAGAAUUAUGUUAUCAAUAAUAAUUACAGUAAGAAAAUUUAAUUGAAUUUUAAUGAUUUUUUGUCAGUUCAGUCUAUUAUAUUACUAAAGAGAAUUAACAAAAUAAAGAUUUAUAUUUGUUCCAUGUCUAUUAAUGUGAGAAGAUAAGUGUGAAUUUUUUUUUAAAAUUACGUAUGAGUUACAAUUAUUUUUUUAGUGCCAAAAGUCUCAAUGAUUUUCCAAAAAUCGUCUUCCUGAAUAAAUAAAAUUCGUUAAGACGUUGAAAAUUUUAAAUGCUCUUACUUUAAAUAAAUUAAAUGUUUACUCAAUGGAAUGUAUCUAAGAAAUAAAAAAAAAUAAUUCAUAUUUCAUUCAUCAGUGACGUCUAUGCAAUAAAAUAUUUUACUAAAAUUUCAAAAAUCUGUUGCUAAUUAAAUGGCCGAGUUUUGUUAUUUUAUUCAAAAUUUAAAUUACUGGGAAAAUUAACAUGGACGUGUUUAGUUAGUGAAUAUUAAUUUUUUUUUUUACGUAAUAAAUAUUUUUUUGUUAAUUAAUAAUGAUAAAUAUGACGGACACAGCCUUGGUAGAACUGAGCAUAGAGUUUACCAUAUAAAUGGCCAAGACGUAUCGAGAAACAUGAAAGUUAAUAAUAUUUAAAUUUAAAUAAAAUUCACACUAUUAUUGUCAACAUUUAAAGAUGGAAAAAAAGUAUGACCGAGAAAUAUUCAAAUCACAAACGAGCCAGAUUAUAUCCAUAGCACUGAAUUUUAAACCUAGUCGAUAAAUUUUUUUUUUUAUUAAGAUUAUUUCUGGUUUAUUUAAAACUUAUUUGUAACAACUGCGGUAAUUGUUAACGGAAAUUAGCAAGUGAUCAAGUAUAUUAAAUUUUAAAAAGUAAGAAGAUAUAUAAAGAGAAGUGAUUAAUGAUAUAAAAAGAAAUUAAAAGUGAAUUAGAUUGUAAUGAAUAUUAUCUCUUCCAAUAAUAUGUAGUAGACAUAUGCGUAAAAAAAGUAAAUAAACUUUUGAAUUGGAGGGAAUCUAUCAAUAUAUUAUUGGCCUUUAUCAAUUAUCCUUUCAUAGUUUUUAGUUAUUAAUGAUUUAUAUAUAUAGAAUAAUAUUUAUCCAAUAAAUUAAGUUUUUAAUUUAAAUAUUUAAUUGUACUUUAAAAUUAUAUAUAUAUAUAUAUAUUAAUAAAUAUAUAUAUGAAAUGUUA
Molecule: messenger RNA, 5752 nt
Organism: Microplitis mediator
Lineage: Eukaryota; Metazoa; Arthropoda; Insecta; Hymenoptera; Braconidae
Product: leucine-rich repeat neuronal protein 1
Exons: 4
Coding region: 849-3611 (920 amino acids)
Molecular function (GO): protein binding
Source: RefSeq, a predicted model, not a curated record